Penicillium oxalicum is the source of this 2808-nucleotide messenger RNA. RefSeq names its product secretory pathway Sec39 family protein. Gene Ontology annotation, biological process: retrograde vesicle-mediated transport, Golgi to endoplasmic reticulum. NCBI's taxonomy places the organism in Eukaryota, Fungi, Ascomycota, Eurotiomycetes, Eurotiales, Aspergillaceae. The transcript has 3 exons. The coding region runs from base 1 to 2808 and encodes 935 amino acids. The record is from RefSeq and is a predicted model, not a curated record.
AUGUCGCCUGUGGAAGGGCUAUCGGACGCUCAUGUCGUUCUUCUGGCUACACAUCUUUGUGCAGCUGGCGAUAUAUCUGGCCUGUCGGCCCUCAAGUCGCUCCAUCCCCACUGUUUCCCAACGGAACGCUUCCUGCGCAUUAUCUUGACGUACCUCCCGGAGAGCACAGAACCUACGGCAUAUAUCCCACUCCUACAACAGUCGACGGAGAACCAAACAGUCGAACCUGGAGAUGCCAAGAUUGAUACAUCGGCUGUCAGCAGUUUAAGCGAGGAGCUUGCGCGGAAACGAGUGCAAAAGCUCCGUCUCAGACCAUUGCUGCGCGACGAUGAGGAGCAAGAAGUCCAGUCCGCAGAUCAUUUGACACAGUUUAUUAUCCACCGAGCGCACUUGGUCGACACUGAAACCGCCCUUCAACCUCUCAUCCUGAGCCUCACCUUCCCGUUCUUUGAAAGUCGCCCCGUUCUUCGCACAUGGUUGAUCUCAAGCCUUCUUCCAGCUUUGCGACUCAACUACGAAUUUUACCCAGAUCGCGAGGAGACCAUAUCACUAGCAGUUCUGGAGUCGAUGGACGAUCAGACUGCGAUCAAUGUGCUGUUAUCAAUAACAAACUCCAAGGGCAACGAGAUGGACUUGGUCAAUAAUCUGAGAGGCCUAAUCGGACCGUGGUUGUAUGGAAGCAGUCGGACGAAGAGGCGCAGGUUGAAUGAGAACGCUCGUCAAAAUACAAUUUCCUUCGUCCAAGGAACGCCCAAACCGCAACUCGAUGACUUGGCUGGCUGGGAAUACGUGAAUGAAUGGUUGCUUUCAAGAAGCCUCUCAGAUUACAACAGCGUCGUUAGUGCUUUCACCCGUUGGAAAGGCCCGGGGGAUAUUGACCUUGGAGGCUACGAUGACCCGGACACUCAAUUGCCCGCCGAAAAGAAAAAGGAACUUCUUUCCCGUUACGCCCAAGCUGGGCUAUCUGUGGUCUAUGCACAUGCCGACCCGUCACAAUCUGCCUUGGAUCGGUCAUUCCAGAUCGUAGAACGCGUGACAAAGCUUCUAGAACUCGAGGAGUUCUCGUACUUGAGCGCUAGUGACACAUCUCUCCCAUCCGUGGACUUUGACGCCGAGCGCAUAUCCUCUACUUCACGGGCCUCGCUCUUUCAAAAUGCCCUGUUAAUACGUGCGAACCCCUUGACUCGGCCAUCAUCGGCCUCUGUGUCCUUCUUGAGUGCUUUGUUGCUCUCUCUACGAAUUAUGACGCAAUUCGGCUAUCCCAUUCAAUGUCGAGCGGCAGCGACCAUUUGUCUGCACAAUGGCGAGGAUGCUCAGUUGGCAGAGGUUAGGAACCUAAUAUCCGCGGCUGUCAAACAACAAAGAACGCGAGAGAGCUGGGAGGUGGCCCGGUCACAGCUGCUUUGGCUACGGAAUUGGCAAGCAGAUCACUCAAGGACUGUUGAUGACAAGCCAUGUGCUCCCCACCACGGAUUGUUCUGGAAGAUUUCGCGCUAUACAAUCGAAAGGGAAAUCCUCAAAGCCCUGCUCGAGGCCAAGGAGUAUCAAUUGGCCGCAAAGAUCUAUCUUCAACCGGGAUCACCCAUGAAUGUCGAGCAAGUCGAGGCGGCUGUAGUAGAGGCCAUUUUUGCAGCUUAUGAUAAUGCAAGUAAUGGCAAUCGAACUCGAGGCGGCAUGCUAAAAGCCAACGACCUUCUACAAGCUUUCGAACCUCAUUUCCCAUCGUCUGUCAGUUUAAAGCAAAUCAGUGCUCUUAUCGCUGCGACGCAUGCCCUGUCUUUCUACUCUCUUACCCUACAACAUGGCGUACCUUUUGAGCCAGUGAACAUCCGGGUGCACCCCGACCCUCUGUGCCUGGUUGAAAAAGUGCUUGACCAAAACAAGAACAGCUACACGAAAUUGGACGAUCUCUUAUCGAUUGGCCGCAACCUUGUGAAGGCUGGUCUUUCAAUGAGUCCAUCGCCAGCCGAUCAAGAGUCCCAUUACCAGCAGGAGCAGCUUUCAGAGGAAGACGCACUUGUCACAGCCGAACGGCGGAUCACCUCUCUCGCCAUUUCCUCCGCGUUGAACUCCGACGACUUUGGUACAGCGUAUUCAUAUAUACUCACCCGUCUCACACCAUCAUCCAUGUUACCGACAUCCACUCCUCUGCUCUCCCAGUCGGCUCUUCCGGACGACGUCUCCUGGCGCGCAGUGUAUAACGCAGGCCGUUACCGCUCCGCGUCACCCAAUCCAUCCGCGUCUCUGCAGUCCCAAAUCACCCAUCUCUCCCAACGAAUGGAACUUCUUUCUCUUGCUUUAAUCCUUGCCCCUUCACCAGAUCCUCUUCCAGAGAUUCUCGGUGCCUGGCGCCGCUGUGACGAGGAGAUGUCCUCGCUCCGCGCACGAGAACAACAAGAAGAAGAUGUCUGGGAUGCCAAAGGCGACAGCCUCUCAACAGUUCCAGGUGGUUUCGGCCCCACCGAUUCCGAACGCGAUGCAUUUGACACAGCCCAACAACGCACGGCUCGACGUGCUCGUGCCCGUUCGGCUAUGCCGCGGAAUCAUCCGCACGAGGCGCCCAUGGGGCUCUUCGAGGUUGCACGGGGUGCGGCAAUGGCCUUGCAUAAGAAUGCCUUUCCAUUACGUGGAGCCUCGGACACUUCUCGUCCAUCGGCGAGUGUGAGCACGGCGGAUGCUGACCGCUCUAUCUCGCCUGACGACGGCGAAGGCCGCGUGCGAAAGAGGGACAUGGUCAGUAACAUCGUCACGGGUGGGUUGGCCAGUGGUAUCGGAUGGGUCUUGGGCGCGGAUCCAGUGAAGCGGUAG